CACCUUCCUCAUUCUUCCACCUACUUUCACUACUUACCUACAUCCUUGUACACCCACAUACAUUUUUUUUUUUUUUUUUUUAUCUUUGAUUUCAAUACCAUGUCUUCUAUAGGUGGUAUGGUUGAUACUUUGCUCUUCUAUAUGAUGGAGAGGAAGCUGUUCAAUCGAUUGGUUCGCAACAUGGAAAAGAGUCCUAGAUUAGUCAAGGUGGUCAUAGCAGUUUGGUUAUGGCUAGAAGAAAUUGGCCACUAUGACCUAAUUAGGACUCUCUUUUCAAGUGGUGACCAGAUCCUUAAUGCUGUAUUUGAUGAAACAGCGAUGUGUCUUAACUUUAUUCGAGAUUUCGCUUCAGAACCAACUAGUGCACACGACACGCCAAUCCUUUCCACAAUUCUGAAGGAAUUGAUCAAUGCAAGGUUCUUUUAUUAUAAUCGAGAUUUCGUGCGAGAGGGUGUGUCACAUGUACUUGUGACUGUCUGUGAUAUCAUCUUUCGGGAUGAUGGUGCAGUAGAACUUGAUGAAUCAGCCAUAAGGCCUAUUCCAAGACCUUUUGGUGAAGGCUCAAGUGCUCAAGGAGCAGUACUAGGUAGGGCUGGUUUUUUAAAUGAUCAUACUAGUCCAAAUAUUGGUACAUCUUCAUCAAUGAUGUGGAUAUCAUCAGUUCCUCAUGAGGUUGCAGCUGUUCAAGCAAUGGAGCAUAUGACAUUGAAUGAACAGUCUGCAAGAUCAUCUCCACAAGUGGAACCAUUGCCUCAGGAUCAAAGAUCCAUGUUUUUGACAUUCUCUAGGGGUUAUCCCUUGAGGAGGGAUGAGAUAAUCGAGUUUUUUACGUCAAGAUGGGGGCAAGUUGUGGAGGAUGUGUUAAUAGAGCGCACAGAUCCAGGGGUGGCUCCACAGUAUGGAAGGAUCGUUUUUACUUCUCCUCAUAUCAUACCUCUGGUCCUAAAUGGCCAACCAACCGCGAAGUUUACGCUGCGAGGAAAACAUUUAAGGGCCCGUGUUUAUGUUCCAAAAAAGAACUAAAGUGAGACAAUCAGACUAUCUCUUCGCUAAUAAUUUAGGUAGUAGAUUCGGGAUUUAUGUUGAUGACUCAUGUUUUUACCAUUUCUCUUUGUAGUUGCAGAUGCUUCCUUAGUGUUAUCGUUGUUUGUUUUAAAUGUAGUUCUAUGCUUCAGAUUUAUAUGAAUCUAAGGAUACUUUCAAUCCAA
Molecule: messenger RNA, 1208 nt
Organism: Macadamia integrifolia
Lineage: Eukaryota; Viridiplantae; Streptophyta; Magnoliopsida; Proteales; Proteaceae
Exons: 2
Coding region: 100-1023 (307 amino acids)
Source: RefSeq, a predicted model, not a curated record